UGGGCAAGCCGCCAACGCUGACGAAAGCUGCUUAGCGCAACCAGUUGCCAUGGAUACAGUCAGGGGCAGCACCUUGUGUGUGUGUGAGAAAAAAAGAGAGAGAGAGAGGGAGGGAAAACCAACAGGCAGCGUCAGACAGAACCAGUGAGGAAGAUAGAGAACACCAGGCUGCAGGACAGAGAGAGAGUGAGAGAGACAGAGGGAGACAGCCAGAGCAAAAGAGUGAUAGAGUGAUAGUGAUAGCUAGAAGAUGGAGGUUCAGUCAGAAUGCGUUGAGCCUCCUCCUCCUCCUCCAUGCGAUCCCCAGCCGCCAGGGAAGAUCAACAAAGCAGCCUUCAAGCUGUUCGGAAAACGACGCUCCGGAAUGGCCGGAUUCUUCUCUUUCAGGAACAAAGGAGUCAACAGGAACGGGAAUUCUGUGAAUGUGAAUUCUGUGGGGGCGACUAACGAGCUCGUCAGGAGUAAAACGCAUGACGGACUAACGAGCUUGGAACCAGACGGACAGAGAGGGGAGGAGUCCGGAAUAUCAGAGGCGGGACAGGUGAGGUCUCUCAGCAAAUCACUGAGCUUCUUUUCGCUGCUCAGACGAGGAAGUAUGAGAGCCAAUGAGAAUACAGGGUUUGGGAGAAGGGGGAGGGGUUUAAAAGGCUUCUUCAGUAGUAUGAAAUGGCGGCGGAAGGAGAACGUGACGGAGGGAGAGGGGGAGGUAGCGGAGGUGAGAGAGGGGGAAGUGAUUCUAACAGAAGAAGUGAAAGACAUCACUCUGACCCUCGAACCCCAGCCCCGCCUGCCCCAGGAGGAUCAUGGUAGCUUGGAGGCUGAGCAAAACACAGAAUCGGCAGGAACCUCUCCCUCGAACAACGCCACGACACCACUCACGCACUCAAUCGCCUUGACUACAAACCUGUCAGAAUCCCUCUAUACGCCAUCCCCCUCCCCUCUGCGCACCGUCCUCCACUCAAAACCCAAAACGUCAAUUUCCUCUGUAACGGCCAUCCCCCCUCUGGAUCAGUGUGACCCUCCCUCCGAACCCUCAGUGGACCGGCUCUGUUCAGUCCUCUUCACUGACGUCACUUCACUCAAGAGCUUCGAUUCACUGACGGGGUGCGGUGACAUCAUCGCAGACGCAGAGGAGGAGGGGGCAGGAAACGGUGGAGGAGGAGUAGGAAGUGCUACUAGCAGUAGCACUAGUAGUGGGGAAGGAGGAGGAGGAGUACGAAGCUCCAUUAAUACCCAUGUCACCCCUUCCACCCCUACCUCCACCUCCGCUACUGCCUCUGCCCCUGCCCCCCUCCAUGCCAGGGCACGGCUGAUGCCCUCUCACUCUGCCCCAACUCAGCAGCCCUCUGGCAGCAGCGUGGUGGCCUACAUGGGGGGUGGGGAGGAGAUGGCCAGCCCUGACGGGGUGGACGACGCAGACAUGCAGGGGCUCUGGCACAUGCUCCCCUCUGGGAGAGAAAACUCCCCCACCUUCCUCCGAUCCAACUCUCACCUGGCUCCCCCGAGGGGUACAGAGCGGAAACUCAGCCAGGUCAAAUCUCUGGGACUCAGCAAGAUCCCUGUAGUGGGGGGAGGAGGGGGAGGAAGGGUGACUAAACUCGCCGCUUGCCAAACCUCCUCGUCCAAUGAGAUGGAGACUAAGGAGGAAGUCCCGCCCCAACAGGAUGUCCCGGCUCUUAGGGAUGAGGGCUACUGGGAUACGCCCUCUGCAACCCCCACGGCAACGCCUGACAACGGCUUCUUGCGGAACCAAAGGCUUGGCCAAUUGUGUGACAGUUGCUCUGGCGAUGCGCUCUACGACCUCUACAACGAGGAAUUGGAAAGAUCUGAUGACGAGGAAGAGGAAGAAGAUCUGAUGAGUACACCUUCAACCUCUGCAUGUGAGUACAAACUCAGCCCUCUGGCCCGGACUACUCCUCCUUUCUCCUCCUCCUCUUCCUCUUUCCACUCGAUGAAGGGAAGCACUAGCCUUCCCCGCGAGUCCAAAAUCCCUCUUAGUGUCAGACAGAUCACACCCCCUCACUCUGUGAGCCAAUCAGCUCUUUCCUCUGUCCACGCAACCGCUCCUCCCUCUGACACACCCACCCAUGCCCCUCCCCUAGCCCGGACCAGAAUCCCUGUCUCCAAGGUGCCAGUCCGUCGCCCUGGGAACAAGGCCGGCAACGCUACACAAGGGCCAGCCCCCAGGAAGUAGCUUUGGACCAGGCAGCCAUGAACUUUGGUGUCUUUGGACUAAACCUGUGUACACCAUCACUGGUCUUAUGUGUAAGACAUUGCUGGACUGGUGGGUUGUGGAAGGCAUCAGACAAUGAUAGACACUGGAAAUAAAGUGAGAAGAGCUCGAAGCAACACUCCCUUUGGAUCCUAGUGGGUCACAAGAAAACUAAAUAAACUUUGGGUGACAAAAAAAGUUUGACAUAUUGUAACCACUGAACAUAAGUGCUCAACAUCACCGGACGUGUGUGUUCAACAUCACCGGACGUGUGUGUUCAACAUCACUGGAGUUAUGUGUAUGGGACAAGAAACUUGGCAACUCUUCAAGUGGGGGAAGGGAGCGCACCGAAAAGUUUGGGAUCCACAUUUUUAGACAACUCUCAUCGCUUCCUGACCAGAUAUGCAAACUUUGGUCAUAUAAAUCAACUGCACUACACACCGCUAGGAAGGACCAGAGCACCUUUCACACCGCUAGGAAGGACCAGGGCACCUUUCACACCGCUAGGAAGGACCAGGGCACCUUUCACACCGCUAGGAAGGACCAGAGCACCUUUCACACCGCUAGGAAGGACCAGAGCACCUUUCAGACUGCUAGGAAGGACCAGAGCACCUUUCACACCGCUAGGAAGGACCAGAGCACCUUUCACACCGCUAGGAAGGACCAGAGCACCUUUCACACUGCUAGGAAGGACCAGAGGACCUUUCACACUGCUAGGAAGGACCAGAGCACCUUUCACACCGCUAGGAAGGACCAGAGCACCUUUCACACCGCUAGGAAGGACCAGAGCACCUUUCACACCGCUAGGAAGGACCAGAGCACCUUUCACACCGCUAGGAAGGACCAGAACACCUUUCACACUGCUAGGAAGGACCAGAGCACCUUUCACACUGCUAGGAAGGACCAGAGCACCUUUCACACCGCUAGGAAAGACCAGAGCACCUUUCACACUGCUAGGAAGGACCAGAGCACCUUUCACACCGCUAGGGAGGACCAGAGCACCUUUCACACCGCUAGGAAGGACCAGGGCACCUUUCACACCGCUAGGAAGGACCCGGGCACCUUUCACACCACUAGGAAGGACCAGGGCACCUUUCACACCGCUAGGAAGGACCAGAGGACCUUUACCUUUUCACUUCAAGUCCUUUUUUCUAAAACACAGAUUUUAUAUGAUACGAUGUGUUUAAUCUAACAACAGCCUAAUAUAAUUAAACAGUUUGGAAUGUGUCAUAAUCUAAUCUGUAACUAAUUACCUCCUAAUCCCAGACUCCAAUCCUUAAUCUGUAUCUAUAAUUUUGUCAUGCCAUUUAGCAGACCUUUUUAUCCAAAGUCAUUUACAGUAAUGCAGGUGGGAGGAGCUAUAUGAGGGCGGGCUCAUUGUAAAGGCUGGAAUGGAAUGAAUGGAACAGAGUCAAACAUGUUGUUUCCAUAUGUGUGAUACCAUUCCAUGUAUUCCAUUGAGCCCAUCCUCCCACCAGUGAGACAUACAUGCAUAUUAUUAUAUUAUUGUUUAUGAUGGGUGAUCCCGGAAAUCAAACCCACCAUCCUGGCAUUGCAAGCGCUAUGUGCUACCAACUGAGCUACGGUGGACCACCGUCUUCUAAAACCUGAUUGGUUGUACUGAUGACUAUUUGUCCUAAAGUACCAGUGGAUGGCAGUGAUGACAACAUUGCUAAAAUAAAUCAGAGAGAAUGUAUGUAUGUUUACUAAGGUGCACAUGGAGAUCACAGGAUACCAAGAAACAUCCCUAAAACAUCCUCCUUAGUGAAACAUAAACACACACAUGGUCCUCUGGACCUGAUGGACUCCACCACUCAAACGAGCAACUACUGUACUGUAAUGAGUUUACACAGCCGCACUGCAAUCUGGGAAAACAGCUGCAGGUUCAAUCUCUCUGGGAUUUACAACCAUAACAAAUCACCUAAUGGAAAACUGGAAAACGAACUGAACACUCGCUGCAUGAGGUGCCUGGAACACAGGGCACUAGGAUCAGGGAACACUGACGCGCACACACAUUUUAAAUACUUAAUUUGAAUCCACCAAUCAAAUGUACAAAAAAAGGAUCCAAACAUUUCAAAGUCCCUUUUUUGCGUGGUACAGAAAGCAGCUCCUUCUCCAAACAGCUAGGCUCCCCAGAGCCGUACCUAGCCUACUGCUUUGCCCUAGUUUUUGUCAGGCCCGCAAUCUGGAGGCCACACACUGCAAGCCUGUGUACGUGGCCGAGACUGCCAAUUAUCAGGGCCACCAGCUUGCACCUCCACCCGAGGCUGUCCAAGCGUGCCACGAGGGGCAGGUACUGAAGCAGCUUCUCAGCAAACACAAACACAAACACAAACACACACACACACGUCAAGAACUGUCUUUCGUACCAACCCUGGAUUACUUUCUUCUCUACCAGGACACAUCAAUACAAUGCUUUUUUCUACUGAGUACUUUGUUAUUCACUAGUUUUCAUACUCUUUUGUAUAGGACAAUGUUUCAUGAGAUACCGCAACCAACCUUGACUGUGAACACACCAGCUACUUAGUGGGCUUUCGUUUUUGUUUCUGAUUUAUGAAGGAGGUGAGGGUGGGGGCCAAAGCUUGCCUGUGGCAUACAUUCAGGAGUAUAUUUCACCUCCCCCACCCCAAUCCCCAAAUCAGGAGUAACCUUCACCUCCCAUCCCCAAAUCAGGAGUAACCUUCCCCCUCCAUCCCCAAAUCAGGAGUAACCUUCCCCCUCCAUCCCCAAAUCAGGAGUAACCUUCCCCCUCCAUCCCCAAAUCAGGAGUAACCUUCCCCCUCCAUCCCCAAAUCAGGAGUAACCUUCCCCCUCCAUCCCCAAAUCAGGAGUAACCUUCACCCUCCGUCCCCAAAUCAGGAGUAACCUUCACCUCCCAUUCCCAGAUCAGGAGUAACCUUCACCUCCCGUCCCCAGAUCAGGAGUAACCUUCCCCCUCCAUCCCCAAAUCAGGAGUAACCUUCACCCUCCAUCACCAAAUCAGGAGUAACCUUCACCCUCCAUCCACAAAUCAGGAGUAACCUUCACCCUCCGUCCCCAAAUCAGGAGUAACCUUCACCUCCCGUCCCCAAAUCAGGAGUAACCUUCACCCUCCAUCACCAAAUCAGGAGUAACCUUCACCCUCCAUCACCAAAUCAGGAGUAACCUUCACCUCCCGUCCCCAAAUCAGGAGUAACCUUCACCUCCCGUCCCCAAAUCAGGAGUAACCUUCACCCUCCAUCACCAAAUCAGGAGUAACCUUCACCCUCCAUCCACAAAUCAGGAGUAACCUUCACCUCCCGUCCCCAAAUCAGGAGUAACCUUCACCUCCCGUCCCCAAAUCAGGAGUAACCUUCACCCUCCAUCACCAAAUCAGGAGUAACCUUCACCCUCCAUCCACAAAUCAGGAGUAACCUUCACCUCCCGUCCCCAGAUCAGGAGUAACCUUCACCCUCCAUCCACAAAUCAGGAGUAACCUUCACCCUCCAUCCAAAUAUCAUGCUGUUAUUCUAUACCAUUAGGAGUUACAGACCUAUAGACAAUGAGAUCUGAAUGCAGCAUGACGUCAUUCUUAGCCUUACCUCUGGUGUGAAUAUCUUUGUUUUCUUUCACUCUGUUAAUGUUGUGAAUAUCUUUGUUUUCUUUCACUCUAUUAAUGGUAUGAAUAUCUUUGUUUUCUUUCACUCUGUUAAUGGUGUGAAUAUCUUUGUUUUCUUUCACUCUAUUAAUGGUAUGAAUAUCUUUGUUUUCUUUCACUCUGUUAAUGGUGUGAAUAUCUUUGUUUUCUUUCACUCUAUUAAUGGUAUGAAUAUCUUUGUUUUCUUUCACUCUGUUAAUGUUGUGAAUAUCUUUGUUUUCUUUCAUUCUGAUAAUGUUGUGAAUACCUUUGUUUUCUUUCACUCUAUUAAUGGUAUGAAUAUCUUUGUUUUCUUUCAUUCUGUUAAUGGUGUGAAUAUCUUUGUUUUCUUUCACUCUAUUAAUGGUAUGAAUAUCUUUGUUUUCUUUCACUCUGUUAAUGUUGUGAAUAUCUUUGUUUUCUUUCACUCUAUUAAUGGUAUGAAUAUCUUUGUUUUCUUUCACUCUGUUAAUGUUGUGAAUAUCUUUGUUUUCUUUCACUCUAUUAAUGGUGUGAAUAUCUUUGUUUUCUUUCACUCUAUUAAUGGUAUGAAUAUCUUUGUUUUCUUUCACUCUGUUAAUGGUGUGAAUAUCUUUGUUUUCUUUAAUUCUGUUAAUGGUGUGAAUAUCUUUGUUUAAUUAAUAAACCGCUGUGAUCGCGCUAAUAGAGACGA
Messenger RNA from Salvelinus fontinalis (brook trout), 6480 nucleotides. RefSeq names its product APC membrane recruitment protein 2-like. The coding region runs from base 251 to 2194 and encodes 647 amino acids. The record is from RefSeq and is a predicted model, not a curated record. Gene Ontology annotation, biological process: regulation of canonical Wnt signaling pathway. NCBI's taxonomy places the organism in Eukaryota, Metazoa, Chordata, Actinopteri, Salmoniformes, Salmonidae. Gene Ontology annotation, cellular component: plasma membrane. Gene Ontology annotation, molecular function: beta-catenin binding; phosphatidylinositol-4,5-bisphosphate binding. The transcript has a single exon.